Messenger RNA from Symbiodinium pilosum, 952 nucleotides. NCBI's taxonomy places the organism in Eukaryota, Dinophyceae, Suessiales, Symbiodiniaceae. The record is from the annotation of a GenBank genome assembly.
GUUCCAAACCACCGGCCAAGCCUUGCUCAUCAAGUGGGCGGAUGCUGAGGGGCGGAAGGAGUACCUGCCCAGCACGGUGGUUUUUUGGACAGAAGUGGUCAAGCUCUUCACCAGCCUCAUCCUCGUCUUUCAUGAUAGCGGAGAUUUGUUCGUGGGCGGCAAGAGCAUUGCAGAGCAUUUGACGCAGUCUCCGAUAGAGUUGGGAAAGGCAGCGGUGCCUUCGCUGGUCUACACUGUGCAGAACAACCUCAUGUUCUACAGCCUCACCAAGCUGAGCGCUCCGGUCCAGCAAGUGCUGUACCAGAUGAAGAUCAUCACUACAGCAGGUCUCGGCGUGCUCAUGUUGGGCAAAAGCUUGGGUGCUGUGAAGUGGAGCGCUUGCUUCCUGCUGGCCUUUGGGAUCAUGGUGGUGCAAGUCAGCCGCAAUGCUCAGAGCACAACCAGCGGCAGCUUGAUUGAGUGGGAUCUCUGGGAGGGCCUGGAGAACGACCAGAUGAAGGGCUUUGGGGCCGUCCUCUGUGCCUGCCUUACGAGCGGCUUCGCGGGGGUCUGGAUUCAGAAGAUGCUUCAGCAGACGCAAGCUUCAAUUUGGAUGCGGAAUGUCCAGCUUGGCCUCUUCGGCGCCUGCAACAGCCUUGUCGUGGCGGUGGCGCAGGAUGGCGAGAUCAUCAUGAAUAGAGGCUUCCACACAGGAUACAACAUCCGUGUGCUCCUGGUCAUUGGUAUGAACGCUUUCGGCGGCCUGCUUUGUGCCGUGAUGCUGAAGUAUGCAGGAGCAACGCAUGGAUGUUUCAGCACGGCCCUGUCCAUCAUCCUCACAUGCAUCAUGUCGUCCAUCGUGCUGCAUGACUUUACGCCUGAUUUUUUGUUUGUGGUUGGCACCGCGAUCUCUGUAGGUGCUUCCUUCCUUUUCGCUUUAGGGCUGCCGAAAAGUUGCAGCGUAGCAUUAUAG